UAGUCGCACAUACACACACGGACAAAUAGCAAAUACACACAUGCGUGCACGCGUACAUGUUGAUUCUUAGCGCCCGCAUAUAUACCCGAUAGUAUGCCGUGUACUAUAAACAGCUGUGGGUCAAGGUUAGAAUUGCACAGCGACAGCUUCAUACCGUCUGAGCCGUGGAUUAUGGGCGCACCAAGUAGUUUGAAUAAUGGUAACCCCGAGGAUGGCCUCUACGGAUAGUGAACAUCCGAAUUACUUCCACGGACUAUAUCAUACGCAGAUAUACUUUAAGGAUUUGACAAUUUCCACGUGGUGGGGAACCUUAGUAUCAUGCAUGCUACUAUUUUUGCUGGCUAUUUGUUAUGAAGGCCUGAAAGUAGUUCAGGGCGUAUAUCUAGCGCAGACGACAAGAUCUUUUGGUGAGGCCUCUGAAGAAAGAUAUUGCAGUCGUCAGCAAAGCGGAAAGACACAAGCACACCACGAAAACAAGAAGUCCCCGGCUUUAGUCUUUGCUGAAGUAGAGAAAAGGAAACCGCCAGUGGGUGAGAGAAAUGCACCAAGCAAGAAGAUCACAUCUUUUUUAUAUGCUUUUAGAUACUGGAUCACAGCACGUAGAUGUAUAUGCAUCUGCACGCACUUGCUCCGUUCCUGCAUUCAUUCAUUACAACUGAUUCUGGGCUAUUUUUUGAUGUUGGCAAUUAUGACCUACAACUACUGGUACCUUUUGGCUGUGUCAUUGGGUGCAGGACUAGGGUACUGUCUCCUCUAUAGAAAAAUGGUCAAACUUGAAAAUAUCGAAGAGCAAAGAACAGCAGCAAUAUCAGAAGACGUUACCGAUUAUCAAACUUUAGAAAGCAAUCACCUACUGCACAAGGACUACAUAAAUAUUUUCUCAUUGUCGGUUCCUUUCUCUGUAGAAAACCAAGGACUUGGAAAACACGUUAACUCAGAGCAUCAGAAAAUACGACCAAACUCAAAGUUAUAUUUGAGAGAAACCUCGGUUUAGAAUACCAGCAAUUAAUG
Messenger RNA from Lingula anatina, 1011 nucleotides. RefSeq names its product protein SLC31A2-like. Gene Ontology annotation, molecular function: copper ion transmembrane transporter activity. Gene Ontology annotation, cellular component: membrane. NCBI's taxonomy places the organism in Eukaryota, Metazoa, Brachiopoda, Lingulata, Lingulida, Lingulidae. Gene Ontology annotation, biological process: copper ion transmembrane transport. The record is from RefSeq and is a predicted model, not a curated record.